AUGGAACAGAUCUACAUUGUGUAUCUAGGAGAGCACAAGGGGCUUAAAUCCCCUCAAGAAAUCCUAGAGGGCCACCACUCCUUGUUGUUCUCUGUCAAGAACAGCGAAGAAGAGGCAUCGGGUGCUAUACUAUACAGCUACAAGCACAGCAUCAAUGGCUUUGCUGCACUGCUCACCGAGGAGGAAGCAACAAAGCUGUCCCAGAUGGAUGAAGUGGUCUCAGCCUUCCCAAGUGAAGGAAGGUCGUCUCCACAUACGACGAGGUCAUGGAAGUUCAUAACGCAGGAAGAAGGAUCGAAGGGUUCGGAGAAGAACUUAAUAGGCUCGAAAGCAAAGUGCGGGAAGAAUGUGAUCGUCGGCAUGUUGGAUUCCGGGAUAUGGCCGGAGUCCCAAAGUUUCAGUGACAGAGGGAUAAGACAUUUCCCCAAACGGUGGAAGGGCAUCUGUCAAGAAGGAGAUGCCUUCAACUCUUCCCAUUGCAACAACAAAAUAAUCGGAGCUCGGUACUACGUGAAGUCCUAUGAGUACUACUACGGACCUCUGAACAGAACCUAUGCCUACCGCUCCCCACGAGACAACGACGGCCACGGCACGCACACCGCCUCCACAGUCGCCGGACGGGUGGUCCGCAACGUCUCCGCCCUCGGCGGUUUCGCUUGGGGAACGGCCACCGGCGGCGCCCCGCUCGCCCGCCUCGCCAUCUACAAAGUCUGCUGGCCCAUCCCCGGGCCCAACCCCAACAUCGAGAACACCUGCUUCGACGCCGACAUGCUCGCGGCCUUCGACGACGCCAUCGCCGACGGCGUCCACGUGAUCAGCAUGUCGAUCGGUGCGACCGGAGAGCAGCCCGAUUACUCGCAGGACAGCAUGGCCAUCGGCGCGUUGCACGCGGCGAAGCGUGAUAUUGUCGUGGUAUGCAGCGCCGGUAACGAUGGCCCGGGGCCGGCCACCGUGACGAACCUUGCGCCAUGGACGAUCACCGUCGGCGCUAGCAGCAUCGACCGCGCUUUCGAUUCGCUGGUGCUACUCGGGAACGGAGUGACCAUCAAGGGCCAAACCGUGACGCCGUAUGUGCUAAAUAGCUCGGACUUCUACCCCUUCGUUUAUGCCCGCGAUGCUGUACUUCCUGGCACUCCGAGCAAUAUUUCUGGGCAAUGUUUACCCAAUUCUCUUGAUGGCGAUAAGGUGAGAGGAAAGGUAGUAUUGUGCUUGAGAGGGAGCGGGUCAAGGGUGGCCAAAGGAUUGGAGGUGAAGCGGGCGGGUGGCGCGGCCAUCAUACUGGGGAAUGCGGUCGCCAAUGGCAACGAGAUCCCUGUGGACGCCCACGUCCUCCCGGGGACCGCUGUGUCAUCCGACGACGCAAUAGCCAUCCUUAAGUACAUCGACGCAACCCGCAGGCCGAGCGCAAAGGUAGGCUCGGCUAGGACCGUUUUGAGCGUCACGCCGGCGCCCGCCAUGGCCGCCUUCUCGUCCCGCGGUCCGAAUCGAGUCGAGCCCAACAUUCUCAAGCCCGACAUCACGGCGCCGGGGUUGAACAUCCUGGCUGCAUGGAGUGAGUCGUCGUCGCCCACCAAGCUCGAGGACGAUCACCGUCGCGUCAAGUAUGAUCUUUCCUCGGGGACGUCGAUGUCGUGUCCCCAUGUGUCGGCCGUGGCGGCCCUGAUCAAGUCCCUGCACCCCGAUUGGAGUUCGGCGGCCAUUAGAUCGGCCAUGAUGACCACUGCCACUGUGGAAAACGCCCGAGGAGAGGCGCUGACGGAUGCAUCAGGGCGAGUUGCGGGGCCGAUGGACUACGGUUCGGGUCACAUCCGACCCACCCAUGCGUCGGACCCGGGCCUCGUCUACGACGCCGGCUACGAAGACUACCUGCUCUUUGCAUGCUCCAGCAUCGGUGCAAAGAUGGACCCCUCCUUCCCCUGCCCUGAGACCCCGCCACCUACUUCCGAUCUCAACUAUCCGUCGAUCGCCGUCUCCAAUCUCAACGGCUCCGUCACCGUCCGUAGAACCGUGACCAAUGUGGGCCGAUGCCCGGCCCGGUACCGAGUUACCGCCACCGAGCCGACCGGUGUCUCGGUCCACAUCUCACCACAAAAAUUGAGGUUCAAGAGAUCGGGUGAGAGGAGGCGCUUCUCGGUGACGCUCAAGGUGCGAGGGAGGAGGGACAAACCAAGCGGAGACUACGUAGCUGGUUCGUAUACGUGGUCCGACGGGACCCACGUCGUCCGAAGCCCAAUCGUGGUGUCCCUUGCUUGAUCUUUCUUCGCUGCAGCUGUUCGUGAUGGAUUGGUGUCACGUACACGGAGAUCUCUCUUGAACUCGAUAAUGACUUGCAAAUGUCCCUUUUCAACUUUUUAACAUUAAUGCUGAAGUCAAUUCGGCGUAGUCGUGUUUGAUUUUGGUAUGAUCAACAAUCAUGAGAGGAAACGAAACCAUUGGAUCGGCAGAAUCUAAGCAGCUUAUCCAGAUGGAAAAGAAAGAGGAUAUGGUCUCACCUCAUCUCAGGACGGUCAGCGAAGUUCAUAACUAUCCCUUUCUUUCUAUCUUUCUCUGUGUCUCUCUUUCUCCUUGUUUUUCUUUCUUCAGUAAUAAAGUCCAAAACCAGCUGA
Molecule: messenger RNA, 2606 nt
Organism: Musa acuminata AAA Group (dessert banana)
Lineage: Eukaryota; Viridiplantae; Streptophyta; Magnoliopsida; Zingiberales; Musaceae
Product: subtilisin-like protease SBT5.6
Exons: 9
Coding region: 1-2253 (750 amino acids)
Biological process (GO): proteolysis
Molecular function (GO): serine-type endopeptidase activity
Source: RefSeq, a predicted model, not a curated record